AUGUCGUCAGCUUCGAAUACACCACCGGACGAUUACUUCAACGACCUUUCACGACCCACAGGCAAUAAUGGAAGGAAUAAGAGGCAGAGAACCCCCCCGGCCGAUGCGAACACUGUUGUUGUCGAUGCUGGAAGCGGAGGAGAUUCUGGUGUCCCUAAGCCCAAGAGAAUAGCCUGCAUUAUCUGCAGGAAGAGGAAGUUGAAGUGCGAUGGGACCAAACCGAGCUGUUCAACCUGUACGCGACUGGGACAUGAUUGCGCGUAUGAUGAGGUGCGCAGGAAGUCUGGCCCAAAACGAGGAUAUGUGAAGGCCUUGGAAGAGAGAUUAAAGCAAGUAGAAACGCUGCUCAAAACCCAGGAUCCAGCUGUGCCAGAUACUCCACAAACAACUUUCCCACAAGCCAAUGUCAGCGGGGUAGCGCCUCGGGCUGUUCCUGCGGCAGACUUUGGUGUGUCGAAUUCGUCGAUUGGCAUUGCGGAGGGUGUAAAUGCUGAGCGUUGGGGAUUCAAUGGCGACUCUCCUGCCCAACUCUCAAUGGACAACAUGGAUUUUACGGCAGACAUGAAUAUGGGGAUGGGUAUCGAUGAUAACACCUUUACAUGGGAGAUGAUUGGGCUUGGUCUGGAGGAACCACUCCCUCCUCAGGAAACUAUUGAUGAAUUGUAUGUGACAUUCCUUGGUCCAUUGGAAGCAGAAGCUUAUCUCGUGUAUAGGCAUCAAAUUUAUUUCGACAAAAUACACCCCUCUUUGCCGAUGAUCCACAAAUACCGAUAUCUAGCAGCGAUGAACCUAGCACCAAGUCAGCGCCCACCUGUGGCAUUACGAUAUGCUAUGUGGACUCUUGCAGCAUCUGUGGUUGAGAAGUUCAUGGAUCUGAAAGACCACUUCUACCAGCGAGCUCGAAAAUAUAUGGAGUUGGAUUACAUCAAGGGUCAUGGUGAGCAUAUGAUAUCGAUCGCUCACGCACAGACCCAUGUCAUUUUAGCCUCCUACGAAUUCAAGAUGAUGUAUUUCCCCAGAGCGUGGAUGAGUACGGGCUCAGCCAUCAGACUCUGUCAAAUGAUGGGUCUACAUAGGCUGGAUGGCGCCGGUCUAGACGUGAAACAAUGCCUUCCUCCCCCUCGAGACUGGACUGAGAGAGAAGAAAGGAAGAGGACGUUCUGGAUGGCUUUCUGUGAGGAUAGAUAUGCCAGUAUUGGAACUGGUUGGCCAAUGACUAUCGACGAGAAGGACAUCUUAUCAGAACUUCCCGCUUCAGACGAAGCCUUUGAGAUGAGUAAGCCAGAGCGGACACAAACUCUUCCGGAGGCUAUGAGCCCUACAGGAGCAUCGAAGCUGUCGCCAUUUGCCGGUGUUGUACUAAUGGCGUGUCUAUUCGGGCGGAAUCUCAUACAUCUACAUCGUCCUGAUGAUGAUGAUCGAGAUAAUGAUCUGAAUGGCGAGUUUUGGAAACGUCACAGGAAUAUGGACAACAUCCUUCUGAACACCUCACUCUCUUUACCAUCUCAUCUCAAGCUUCCCCAAGGCUUAGCAAACCCUAACAUCGUGUUCACCAAUAUGAACAUACACACAUCCACAAUUUGCUUGCACCAGGCAGCGAUAUACAAGGCGGAUAAAAACAGUCUACCAGCAUCAAUCAGUGCUGAGAGCAAGGUGCGAUGCAUCACGGCAGCUAAUGAGAUCGCCAGCAUUAUGCGAAUGAUUUCCCACCUUGAUCUGUCUUCUAUGAAUUCAUUUAUAUCAUUUUGUCUAUACGUCGCAGCGCGAGUCUUCGUGCAAUACCUGAAGAGUCGACCGGAUGAUAGCCAAACUGGUGAUUCCUUGAGAUUUUUACUCUCUGCCAUGAAUGCCUUGAAAAAGAAGAACCCACUGACGGAAUCAUUUUUGGUCCAAUUGGAUGUCGACCUCGAGGGUCUUGGUAUGCGAAAUCCAAAAUACAAAUCCGUAUUCGCAUAUAGUGAGGAUAACCUGGGAAUAUCAAGUGCGAAGGCUCCACAGAUAGGUUCGCGAGGUGUACAUGGCAUCAUACGGUCGAACGAGUGCAACUUUAUGACGGUUCAAGAAGCAUCCGGUGACCCAAAUCAAUCCAAACCCCCCACCGGCGACACAUAUCCUACAUCUGCAGCAUCAAAGAAUUCUCAUCCUGACGGUAACGGGGUGGACUCAUCUUGGAUGGACUUCCAAAGCCACCAGCACUCUAAGCAAGGGCAAGGGCAAGAGGUACAGCAAAACAUGCAGAAUCUCGCGAUUGGUUCAAUUCCUAGCCAGCGAAUCAUAGAUAUAACUACUGGUAGCGGUUACAUGAAUCAUGAAGGUAGUAGCCAAGGAGGCGAUGCAGGACACUCCCCAGAUACUGCACACUCGGCUUCUACUCGACCGACGCCGAACUCGACUACUCCCUCAGAUACGCGCUCCAACUUACAGCCAGGAGCGACUAAAUCUAGCGGUGCCUCCUACGAGACUAGUCCUGCAUCGUCAAACAAUGCCCGACACUCUUCGGGGGACGGAAGGUCGAUGUCUGCCUUCUUUAAUACGUCAACAGACUACGCCAACAUUCCUCCAACGGGCUUGACACCCGGGGCGGACUAUAGCAUGCCAGAGACUCCUGGAAGCUUUGAGGUUCCUACUGGAUGGGAAAUGGGAAAUCAGACCAACGACUUGACACCCGUGGGAGAGGGGGUUCUAAGACAGCUCAUGGGGCUUGGGCCGCUGGAUCCAAUGGACAUGGGAUGGGAAGGAUCUACAUAG
Lachnellula hyalina is the source of this 2748-nucleotide messenger RNA. Its product is annotated as Citrinin biosynthesis transcriptional activator. Gene Ontology annotation, biological process: regulation of DNA-templated transcription; DNA-templated transcription. Gene Ontology annotation, molecular function: DNA binding; DNA-binding transcription factor activity, RNA polymerase II-specific; zinc ion binding. The record is from RefSeq and is a predicted model, not a curated record. Gene Ontology annotation, cellular component: nucleus. The transcript is spliced from 7 exons. NCBI's taxonomy places the organism in Eukaryota, Fungi, Ascomycota, Leotiomycetes, Helotiales, Lachnaceae. The coding region runs from base 1 to 2748 and encodes 915 amino acids.